Cylicocyclus nassatus is the source of this 1358-nucleotide messenger RNA. Lineage: Eukaryota; Metazoa; Nematoda; Chromadorea; Rhabditida; Strongylidae. The record is from the annotation of a GenBank genome assembly.
AUGAAUCGAUCUCUAUCGAUUUCAGGCGGUUCACGUGAUGCCAUCCAAGUGAGGAGGAGAAUCGCGGCGUUGUGCAGUUCUGCCAGCCCCCAUCCCAUUGGCAUUUUUUCCACACACACGAACGAAUAGACAUUUCCACACAAGUUCUGAGACACACUGAUACCGUACUCUUACCGUAUUCACGUCUACCAGCUAUUGUUCGUCUCUCAUCUACUCGUCUGUAACGGUAUUUGCGCCGCACAUCACCAGCAAACAUGGAUCACAGCCAGCUGAUGGCAGAAAUGCCAGAAAUCGAAAAGAUGACCGCUCAGGAGCGCAUAGCGCUUGCAAAAGAGCGGCGUCGCGAUCAGCUGCGCAAAUGUGACGAACGAGAGCGAUCACUGCCUCCGCCGCGACCGCGUCGACAGCGAUUGCGGUUUUCGCCCGAAGUUGCGUUACUUGAGGCGACUGGACGAGCCGACGCUGCUGAGGUUGAGCGAUUACUACGUGAGGGUGCAAAUCCAAAUUCACAUAACGAGGAUGGGUUAACGCCGUUACAUCAAUGUGCGAUUGACGAUAAUCAGCAGAUUAUGCUGUUACUGUUAAGCCACGGUGCUGAUGUUAACGCUCAAGAUACAGAGCAAUGGACCCCAUUACAUGCGGCCGCAUGUUGUGCUCAUAUCAAUGUUGUGAAAAUCCUUAUAGCAAAUGGUGCAAAUUUAUUAGCCGUUAAUGCUGACGGUAAUAUGCCCUAUGAUAUUUGUGAUGAUGAAACAACGCUCGACGCUAUAGAAAGUGAAAUGGCUGCUCGUGGUAUAACACAGGCCUAUAUCGAUGAUCAACGUGGUGCUCCUGAAAAGGCAAUGCUAGAUGAUAUGAAAAGCUUACAUCAACAAGGUUAUCCUCUUGAUGCACGUCAACCAGACGGAUCCACUUACCUUCACAUUGCCGCCGCUAAUGGGUAUUAUGAUGUAGCAGCAUUUCUUUUGCGAUGUGGUGUACCAGCGACGUCACGAGAUAAUGACCUCUGGCAACCAGUACAUGCUGCAGCUUGUUGGGCUCAGCCAGAUUUGGUCGAGUUGAUUUGCGAGUACGGUGGUGACAUUAACGCAAAGACGAGUAGUGGUGAAGCACCAUUAGAUCUCUGUGAGGAUGACACAACCCGAGCUGUUAUUGCUACUAUGCAGCAGCAAGAAGCUAGAAAGAAACGCUUAGCAUUUGGAGUUCGCGACAGCCGAAGACAAAGUCGAAGGCAAAUCGUGGUCGAAGGAGGACAUUCUCCUAACAAUCCAACGAAGACGGCCGAAAAAAGCGAUCGAUAUUCGAUUUCUGUGUCGGUGACAGUAUUGAUUGUCCACCGCACGAAAAUAGCGUUGUGA